AUGACCGGCGACAUGGAAGGACAUUCUGGCUGGAAAUUGCGGCACAUUUUCAAUCGCAAGGUGAAGCAGGCGGACGAAGUUUCAACCAAACCCACAGAUGACAUUGACUUUGAUUUCAACAUCAUCAACAAUGAGAAGCCCACGGAUUAUGCUCAGCUCGAGACGUUUCAUAGGGCUGUAUAUCCAGUCAUGUUACUAGCGCAAUGCUUUUCACUCAUGCCUUUAACCAACAUUUGGCAGCCGAAUCCACGUCGCAUGAGAUUUAAAUUCAAAUCGCUGCAAAUGCUUGUCACCAUUAUCUUUAUGGUGGUCACUUCUGUUUUACUUGUCAGCAUGCUCAAGCAUUUAUUCAAGAUUGGCAUUACAGCUAAGAAUUUUGUGGGUCCUGUAUUCUUCACUUUUGUAGAAUGCGCUUGCAUUUUGUUUAUUGAUUUGGCUAGUAAGUGGCCUGCUUUGAUGCGACACUGGACACGCUUGGAACUGACCUUCAACAAGCCACCUUAUGAGAUGCUGCCCAUCAACUUAAUGCAACGCGUGCGUCUGCCUGCUGUUAUAAUAAUUAUAUGUUCCAUUAUUGAACAUUCUUUGUAUCAAGCCUCUGCAAUUGUGAAUUUUGAACAGCGGAUUAUAAUCUGCGCAGAGGCUCAUAACACAACUGCGGAUACGUCUUUCGACAAUUAUAUACUGCACAACUAUGAAUAUGUAUUUCAGGUGAUGCCUUAUCAUCGCAUCACUGCUAUCUAUAUAUUGCUUGUCAAUGGCACUUGCACCUUCAUUUGGAACUACAUGGAUCUCUUCAUCAUGAUGGUCAGCAAAGGCUUGGCCUAUCGCUUCGAGCAGAUCUCCAUGCGCAUUCGCAAGCUGGAGCACGAAGAACACAUCUCGGAGUCCACAUUCAUCGAGAUUCGCGAGCAUUAUGUGCGCAUGUGUGAGUUGCUAGAGCGCGUGGAUAAUGCGUUGUCCAGCAUCAUUUUGUUAUCCUGCGUGAAUAACUUGUACUUUGUCUGCUGUCAGCUGCUUAACAUAUUCAACAAACUGCGUUGGCCCAUUAGCUAUGUUUACUUCUGGUACUCCACACUUUAUCUGGUGGCCCGCACCGCCUGCGUCUUUCUUACAGCAGCCACCAUCAAUGAUGAGUCAAGGAGUGCACUCGGAGUAUUGAGGCGAGUGUCCACUCGCAACUGGUGCGUCGAGGUGGAGCGACUGAUAUUUCAAAUGUCCACACAAACUGUGGCUUUGUCCGGCAAGAAAUUCUAUUUUCUCACUCGUCGUUUGCUCUUUGGUAUGGCUGGCACAAUUGUCACCUAUGAGCUGGUGUUGCUGCAAUUCGAUGAACCAAAUCGUCGCAAAGGAUUGUUGCCCUUGUGCGGGUUUUUACACUAUGUCGUUGAGGUGGGCAUUAAUUUUCACACCUCCAGCAGCUUGGCGCUUUAUAUUGUGUGUCUGCUGGAGCAUGUGUUCUUCUGGAAAUUGGCCAUCAAUUGGCAACGCAUAAUGAAGCAUUGGCAUCGCGUGGAGCAGCUCUUUCUAAGCAUACCUUAUCGCUUCUAUGAUGAAUACAAAAUGAAGCGACGCAUUAACAUCGUGGUGGGUCUCAUUAUGUCAUCUGCUUUGAUUGAACACUUUUUGCUGCUGGCCAAUUCUUUUCACUUGAGCAAUUUGGAACGCACACAGUGCAACAUUAAUGUGAGCUACUUGGAAGGCGUUUACAAGUGGGAGAGACCGCAUCUCUACAUUAUCUUGCCCUACAAGAUUUGGUUGCUGCCUUUCCUUGAGUGGAUCAACGAGACAAUUGCGUAUCCUCGCUCUUUUACUGACUGCUUUAUUAUGUGCAUUGGCAUCGGCCUCGCUGCACGUUUCCAUCAGCUGCAUCGACGCAUUGCCGCCGUACACAAGAAAGUAAUGCCUGCGGUCUUUUGGACCGAGGUGCGACAACAUUACUUGGCUUUGAAGCGUCUGGUGCGUCUCCUAGAUGCAGCUAUUGCGCCACUUGUGCUGCUCGCCUUUGGCAACAACAUGUCCUUCAUAUGCUUUCAGCUAUUCAACAGCUUCAAAAACAUUGGCGUGGAUACUAUAGUGAUGGUUGCCUUUUGGUACUCGCUCAUCUUUGCUGUUGCACGCACAACUUUGACCAUUUUUGUCACCGCUUCCAUCAAUGAUUACGAGCUCAAAAUAAUUACAGCGCUGCGAGAUGUGCCCUCCAAGGCUUGGACCACAGAGCGCUUCAGCGAACAACUGGGCAAUGAUAUGACUGCGCUCUCUGGCAAUGGUUUCUUUUAUCUAACUCGUCAACUAGUGCUGGCUAUGGGCACCACAAUAAUCACCUAUGAACUGAUGAUCUCCGAUGUCAUUAAUCAGGGCUCCAUUCGGCAGCGAACUUUUUUGGGCGUUCUCCCCGUGUCUGGUGUAUCGCCGAAUGCUGCCGUGGAGAAAGUGCAUUUUCGUUGGUUUUCUCUGUCAUUUCUUGUAAGCUGCAUCAUACUGGGCUUUGCCAUCAUGGACUGCGUGCUCUCCUCCAAAAUAGUUUUCGAAAAUGGCCUCAAGAUAUACACGAUAGGAUCUCUUAGCUUUAGCGUAAUCUGCAUUGCUGGCUUUAGUGUCUUUCUCAUACUCUCCUUUCGCUGGCCUCGAAUCAUUAAGCAAACAACUCGCUGUGAGUUGAUUUUUCUACAACCCGCUUAUGAUUGUCGCAUUGGUCGACAAUUUGGGCGUCGGAUACGCAUUUGGGGCGUAGUUUUGCUUGUGGCUGCUCUAUGUGAGCACUCGACUUAUGUGGGCAGUGCCAUAUAUAGCAACUAUCAGCAGAUUAAAGAGUGUCAGUUGGAUGUGGACUUUUGGUUGAAUUACUUUCAGCGCGAACGUCAAGAACUCUUCACCGUAUUCCACUUCAAUGUGGUGCAAGCGAUCUUCAUCGAAUGGACCACGUUAGCCAUGACUUUCGUGUGGAACUUUGUGGACAUCCUGUUGAUACUGAUCUCUCGUGCCUUUCAGCUGCGCUUUCAGCAGCUGCAUUGGCGCAUCAGACAGCAUGCUGGGCAACGUAUGUCCAAUGAGUUCUGGCAACAGCUGCGCUAUGAUAUUCUAGAGCUCAGUGAUCUGCUCAAAGUGUAUGACAAGGAGCUGUCCGGCUUGGUCAUCUUGGCGUGUUCGAAUAACAUGUACUUUGUGUGCGUGCAAAUCUAUCACAGCUUCAAAGCUCGUGGCAGCUUCAUGGAUGAGCUGUACUUCUGGUUCUGUCUGUUCUAUGUCAUCACACGUCUUUCCAACAUGAUGUUUGCUACUGCAGCUAUACCACAGGAAGCCAGAGAGAUUUGCUACACACUCUUUGAAAUACCCACCGAGUUCUGGUGUAUCGAGCUCCAGCGCAUCCAAGAGAUACUUUUAAGCAACGUUUUUGCGCUCAGCGGCAAAGGUUUCUUCUUUAUGACACGUCGUUUAAUCUUUGCUAUGGCUGCCACGCUGAUGGCCUAUGAGCUGGUCUUGAUUAAUCAAAUGAGCGGCUCUGAGGUGCAGAAGAGCAUCUGCAGUCGUGGCGCGGGCAGCUCAAAGAAAACAGAUAGCGCACAAAACACAUAUAUUCAAUUGGCAUGUCCUGGCAUUAAAGCUAAACUACAACUUAAGUGUUCUGUUUGUUAUGAAAGUGGCAACAGUUUGUCGCCUGACAUGGCGCGGUCAAUAGGUGUUGCAGCCAAGCGGCGCAAGAGUGUGGCACUUAUCAAUUUCUGGCGUGUGGCACGCGCCGACAGCGCGACGAACAUAAAGCGGAGGAUGAACCAUAAGCGGAAUAGUCAAAAACGCUGGCCCAAACUCAAUGCCUUAUUGCAGUACGCUGAUAGAGAGGAUUAUGUGCACAGCGGCUCCUUUCAGGAGGCCAUCAAACCAGUGCUCAUCAUAGCUCAAAUAUUUGCCUUGAUGCCCGUUCGCGGCGUCAGCUCCAAGUACGCCGAAGAUCUAAGCUUCAGCUGGCUAAGCUUUCGCUCCUGCUAUUCGCUGGUGGUCAGCAUAUUGUUUUUGAUUAGCUCUGGCUACAUGGCCGCCUUUGUGAUGCAUGUGAAUUUUGACUUUGACUCGGUGGAAACUCUGGUCUUCUAUGCUUCGAUCUUUGCCAUCUCGGUGGCCUUCUUUCAACUGGCAACCAAGUGGCCAGCUCUAGUGAUUGAGUGGCAAAUGGUGGAGUCACAAUUGCCCGCUUUGCGCACCGAAAAAGAACGUGGCGCCUUGGCUCAUCACAUCAAAAUGAUUGUGAUAAUUGCCAUGGGUUGUUCGUUGGUGGAGCACUUGCUGAGCAUGCUGUCCAGCAUUUAUUAUGUCAACGCUUGUCCUGUGCUGCCCAAUCGACCCAUUGAUAGCUAUUUGCUUAUAGUCUUUAGCAUGUUUUAUCACUUUGUGGAGUACUCUACUACUUUGGGUGUGCUGGGCAAGAUUGUUAAUGUGUUGGCCACAUUCGCCUGGAGUUUCAAUGACAUCUUUGUCAUGGCUGUCAGUGUUUCUCUAGCGGCACGCUUUCGCCAGCUCAACGAUUAUAUGCUACGUGAAGCUAGAAUGCCCACUAGCGCUGACUACUGGAUACAGUGUCGCAUUAAUUUUCGCAAUCUCUGCAAACUUUGCAAUGUUGUGGAUGAUGCUAUUUCAGUCAUAACUCUGCUCUGCUUCAGCAACAAUUUGUACUUUAUCUGUGGCAAGAUAUUGAAGAGUUUGCAGAAGAAACCUUCUGCUUCUCAUACCGCUUACUUUUGGUUCUCCUUGGGCUAUUUGCUUAUACGCACUUUGAUACUCUCGCUUUAUAGCGCCAGCAUUAAUGAUGAAUCUAAGCGACCUUUGCUCAUCUUUCGACUGGUACCUAGACAAUACUGGACAUCAGAGCUCAAACGCUUUUCGGAGGAAGUGCACAUGGAUCAGGUGGCUUUAACGGGCAUGAAGUUCUUUCGGCUCACUCGAGGCGUUGUCAUAUCGGUGGCUGGCACAAUUGUCACCUACGAACUGAUUUUGUUGCAGUUCAACAAAGCGGACAAAGUUAAUGAUUGCUAUGAACACUGAAAAAAGGAAUACACACAAUUGAAGCAGAACUUGCAAAAAAUGUUGCUAACAG
Drosophila sulfurigaster albostrigata is the source of this 5089-nucleotide messenger RNA. RefSeq lists its product as uncharacterized. Gene Ontology annotation, cellular component: membrane. Gene Ontology annotation, molecular function: sweet taste receptor activity. The record is from RefSeq and is a predicted model, not a curated record. Gene Ontology annotation, biological process: sensory perception of sweet taste; detection of chemical stimulus involved in sensory perception of taste. NCBI's taxonomy places the organism in Eukaryota, Metazoa, Arthropoda, Insecta, Diptera, Drosophilidae. The coding region runs from base 1 to 5037 and encodes 1678 amino acids. The transcript has 26 exons.